AUGUUCUUUCGGCGACAGGAUAGCGAGGCGCCGCCUGAGAUUUUGAACUGGCGACUCUGGUAUGGCGUCUUCGUCUUCGGUCUUAUGGGCGCCGCUAGAGGUCUGGAUGAAGGCCUGAUCGGAACAACCGCCUCGCAGAAAAGCUUCAUUGCACUGUUUGGCUUGAAGGAUCCAUCCAAAAGCGAGACCGAACAAGCAGAUCUCCUCUCGAACAUUACUUCCAUGGUACAGCUGGGUUCGAUCGGAGGAGCACUCUUUGCCUUCUUCAUAACGGACAAAAUAGGAAGACUGUGGGCGACCAGACAGCUUUGCGUGGUAUGGAUCCUUGGAGUUGCCAUCUUCCUCGCGGCAGCUUCGAAUGGCAGCAUUGGUAUGGUAUACGCGGGUCGCUUCAUCAUGGGUCUCGGGAUAGGACAAACAACAGUCGUGGCACCCUCGUACCUGGCGGAGAUCGCUCCAAAGUUCACCCGUGGCCUCUGCGUUUGCAUGUUCUCAGGCUCGGUCUAUCUGUCUAUCUUGCUCGGGUACUUCGCAAGCUGGGGCAGCAGCAUUCACAUCUCGAACUCAUCGCAGCUGCAGUGGGUUGUUCCCAAUUUGCUGCAUGUUUACUUCGCCUUCAUCAUCGCAGCGACGAGCUUCUUCGCCAUCGAGAGCCCCCGCUGGCUGUGCAAGGUUGGCAAGCAAGAGCAGGCAGCAAAUAACUUGUCGCAACUCCGCAACUUACCAGUAGAACACUGGUAUGUCCAGUCUGAGCUUCUCGAUAUUACCGAUCAGCUUGAGAGGGAACGCGAAGCUACGUUGGGUGCACAAUGGACAGGUGUGCUGAAGGAGCUCGUUAUGGCGCCGGCAAACCGAUACCGUCUCAUGCUGUCCGUCAUGUCGCAGCUACUGGGUCAAUGGAGCGGAGCGAACAGCAUCACCAUAUACGCUCCCGAAUACUUCGCCAUGGUUGGACAGAGCGGCCAGAACGAAAAGUUAUUCGCUACAGCUAUCUUCGGCGUGGUCAAGUUCGUAUCUGCGCUGAUCUGCGCCCUCUUCCUCAUCGACUUCGUGGGCCGAAAACGAUCGUUGAUGACUGGCAUCACCCUUCAGUUUCUCGCAAUGUUGUACAUGGCGAUUUUCCUGCUUAUCGAUACUGGAGUAGACGAUCCUGGAUCACAAACGUCGAGCGAGAAGAGCGCCGCUACUGGAGCCAUCGUCAUGAUCUACCUGAGUGGCUUUGGAUGGGCUAUGGGUUGGAACAGCAUACAGUAUCUGAUCAACUCCGAGAUAUAUCCUCUACGGCUACGUGCGAUUGGUGGCUCGAUUGCGAUGACGAUCCAUUAUGUGAAUCAGUAUGGCAAUAGCAAGGCCGUGCCCGAGAUGUUCAUUGGUAUGACCACGGGAGGGACCAUGAUGUUCUUUUCAUGCGUGACUCUGAUCGGCGGUGUUUGGGCAUGGUUCUUUUUGCCAGAGCUCAGCGGAAAGAGCCUUGAGUCCGUGGAUGCAGUAUUCGAGCUGCCGUGGUACCUGAUCGGCCGCAAGGGCAAGGACCUCACUGUCGGCAUAGGAGGUGCUGUUGAGCAGGGCGAAAUGAAGGAGAAGAUGGAGACGAUUGAGAAUGUUAGGGAGGUAGAGCAGAGAGCGUGA
Messenger RNA from Fulvia fulva, 1629 nucleotides. RefSeq names its product Quinate permease. Gene Ontology annotation, cellular component: membrane. Bases 1 to 1629 code for a protein of 542 amino acids. The record is from RefSeq and is a predicted model, not a curated record. NCBI's taxonomy places the organism in Eukaryota, Fungi, Ascomycota, Dothideomycetes, Mycosphaerellales, Mycosphaerellaceae. The transcript has a single exon. Gene Ontology annotation, biological process: carbohydrate transport; transmembrane transport. Gene Ontology annotation, molecular function: carbohydrate:proton symporter activity.